GGCCAUGGGGGGAUCCAAGAGUAAGCCCAAGGAUGUCGGCCAUCGAACCCGCAGCCUCGAGGGCACCCUCAGCUCCGGAGGGGGAGCCGGCGGACACCACUCCAACCAACAGUCCCUCACACCCAACCGUAAUGCUGCUAUGGAUGGUCCGGGGGGCAAUCCGUCCAUGACCAAAACCUCAGAGCUGACCCUGUUUGGAGGCGUGGACAAUAACGCUGUCACCUCUCCCAACAGAAUCACACUAGCAGGAGGCGUGACGACCUUCGUGGCUUUGUAUGACUACGAGUCUAGGACGGCCUCAGACCUCUCCUUCAGGAAGGGCGAACGCCUCCAGAUAGUGAACAACACGAGGAAGGUGAACUGCAGAGAAGGCGACUGGUGGCUGGCUCGCUCCCUGACCACUGGAGAGAGCGGUUACAUCCCCAGCAAUUAUGUGGCUCCAUCUGACUCCAUCCAGGCAGAAGAGUGGUACUUUGGCAAAGUCACUCGCCGCGACUCUGAGAGGCUGCUGCUAAGUUUAGAGAACAGGAGAGGGACUUUCCUGGUGCGAGAGAGUGAGACCACCAAAGGUGCCUAUUGUCUGUCUGUGUUGGACUAUGACAACACCAAAGGGCUGAAUGUGAAGCACUACAAGAUCAGGAAGCUGGACAGCGGAGGCUUUUACAUCACAUCACGCACACAAUUCAGCAACCUGCAGCAGCUGGUCAACCACUAUCGCAAGCAUGCUGAUGGGCUGUGUCACAGUCUAUCAGACAUUUGUCCGGUUCUGAAGCCUCAGACUCAGGGCUUAUCUAAGGACGCCUGGGAGAUCCCCAGAGACUCCCUCCAUCUGGAUCUGAAGCUCGGACAGGGCUGCUUUGGAGAGGUCUGGAUGGGAACGUGGAACGGUACAACACGGGUGGCAAUAAAAACCCUGAAGACCGGCACCAUGUCCCCCGAGGCCUUCCUGAUGGAAGCUCAGGUCAUGAAGAAACUGAGACAUGAAAAGCUGGUCCAGCUCUACGCCGUGGUGUCGGAGGAGCCCAUCUACAUCGUCACGGAGUACAUGGGACAAGGUAGCUUACUGGAUUUCCUGAAAGGCGACAUGGGUAAAAUGCUCCGCCUCCCUCAGCUGGUGGACAUGGCCUCACAGAUUGCUUCGGGGAUGGCGUAUGUUGAGCGGAUGAACUAUGUGCACAGAGACCUGAGAGCUGCUAACAUCCUGGUGGGAGAUAACCUGGUUUGCAAAGUGGCUGAUUUUGGUCUGGCUCGCCUCAUUGAGGAUAAUGAAUAUACUGCUAGGCAAGGAGCCAAGUUUCCCAUCAAGUGGACGGCUCCUGAGGCGGCUCUGUACGGCCGCUUCACCAUUAAAUCUGACGUGUGGUCCUUCGGGGUCCUGCUGACUGAACUGGCCACCAAAGGACGAGUGCCCUAUCCAGGUAUGGUGAACCGGGAAGUGUUGGACCAGGUGGAGCGCGGAUACAGGAUGCCGUGCCCAGCAGAGUGCCCUGAAUCCAUGCAUGAUCUGAUGCUGACCUGCUGGAGGAAAGAGCCCGAGGAGAGGCCCACCUUCGAGUACCUGCAGGGCUUCCUGGAGGAUUACUUCACCUCCACAGAGCCUCAGUACCAGCCAGGAGAGAACCUGUAACUGGGCUGAACGUGGAAAUGUGCAUGUGUCACGCAUGUGCAAACUGAGCAUGUGCAUCUAUCUACUUCAGAGUGCAUGGACAAGUAUGUGUGAGGGGAUGUAUGUACAGAAGAACGGGGCAGAAAGCCGGCUGCAAUCUGGGUCCAAAGGGUAAACAUCAAGGAGUAUCAGUGGGGCAACUAACUCAUCAGCAACAUUUAGUUCCUGCCUCUUUUCCAAAGUCAGCUCCAACAUGCCAGCUGUCAAAAGACUCACCUGUGGUAUUAUUCGUGCAUUUUUCAUACAGUACUAUGUAAUUUUGUCCGUCAGUCAAAUCACCAACAUACUAUACACGCCAAGCAGGUUCUUCUACCUUCCUUGUGUUUCUAAGGAGCCAUGGAGAUGUACAUUCCCUAUGCGCUGUCAGCUUCAACACUGCAGGUGGCACCAGACAAUGACAUAAAAGACUGCAUAGGGGUUAACCAUGGGGGGUCCAGAGAAUGAAUGUUGGAUCCAAGUGUUGCCCCGCUAAAAGCACCACUUCAGGAUGUCUAUUUUUACCCCAUUUUCUUUGGGACACUAUUCAAAAUGUGUAUGGUCAGUCUGUCUUCCAUUUUGCCACUUGAGAAGCAACUAUUUUGGUAUGUACAAUAACGUCCCAGGAUAUAGUGGGUUUUAUUUCCUUAUUAGACCUGGAUCGACUGGAAUAUAUUCAGGUGAACAUUGUUAUUUUGUAAUCAUGCUUCCCCUGUGCUUCAUUUCGGCUGGUUUCCAAACUGCUGUGAGAUGUAAUAAGAGACUAACACCCUUGAUUCUCAUAAGAGUGUGUAGUCUCACUCGCCAAUUGGACGAUUUGGUUUAUCGCUGUGACCAAUAUACAGCUCAACUCAAA
Messenger RNA from Notothenia coriiceps (black rockcod), 2498 nucleotides. RefSeq names its product v-src avian sarcoma (Schmidt-Ruppin A-2) viral oncogene homolog (gene src). The coding region runs from base 5 to 1627 and encodes 540 amino acids. NCBI's taxonomy places the organism in Eukaryota, Metazoa, Chordata, Actinopteri, Perciformes, Nototheniidae. The transcript has 12 exons. The record is from RefSeq and is a predicted model, not a curated record. Gene Ontology annotation, molecular function: ATP binding; protein binding; protein tyrosine kinase activity. Gene Ontology annotation, biological process: protein phosphorylation.